AUGCUCCGUCUACAACGGUGUCUCAAAGGACCCGCCCUCGAAACGGUGCGCAGCCGACUAGUAUUGCCAGCAGCGGUUCCGCAAGUCAUCGAGGCACUUCGUUUUCGGUACGGACGUCCGGAGCUUUUGAUCAACGCGUUGCUGGAAAAGGUGAGGAAGAUUCCCGCUCCAAAACCCGAUAAGUUGGAGGGUUUGAUCGAAUAUGGUAUGGCAGUGCAAUCCCUUUGCGACCAUAUUGAAGCAGCCAAUGAACAUGCACACCUAUCCAACCCGAUGCUUCUUCAGGAACUCGUCGGGAAGCUACCAUCGGACCAGAAGUUGGUAUGGGCUGGGUACAAGCGUGGUCUCGGCAUAGUGAACCUGAAAACAUUCAGUAACUACAUGCAAAACAUCGUCAACGAUGCAGCUAGUGUGGUCCUAUUCGAACCGGAACACAAUAGAAGCAAGGACAAACCGAAGUCCAGAGGGUAUGUCAAUUCUCACACAGGUAACACCGUUGAGGAUCAACCGUCGACGAUAGCCAAGCAGUUUGAUUGCCUCUUCUGCCGAAAGGCGGGGCAUCGGUUGCGAGAGUGUUCGGGAUUCAAGGAUUUGAACGUCGAUGAACGUUGGCGAAAAGUAAGAGCAUUGUCGCUGUGCCAGAUUUGUCUAUUCAGCCAUGGUAGGCGAUCGUGCAGAAGCAGCAACCGCUGCAAUGUGGACGGCUGCCAGUAUCGCCACCAUCCGCUGUUGCAUGCAGCAAGGCGGACUACAGAAGCUACGGCGUUAACCCAACACGCGGAGAAUCACACUCAUCAGUAUCUUGGAUCGAGCGUCCUGUUUCGGAUCGUGCCCGUUACUCUAUAUGGGCAAACUGGUGAGGUGAACACGUAUGCGUUCUUAGAUGAGGGAUCCGAGCUGACCUUGAUGGAGAGCGAAAUCGCGGAGCAACUUGGAGUGGACGGAACAACCCAGCCACUAUGCCUUCGGUGGACGGGUAACACAUCGAGAAUCGAGGGGAAGUCAAAGGCUGUCACUGUCACCGUCGGUGGGGCUGGUUCGCAGAAACGGUUUAGAAUGUCGAAUGUCCGUGCGGUGGCGAAUCUUAAUCUUACGAGUCAAACGUUUCAACUAGAAGAAGCAGUAAAACAAUUCGACUACCUCAAGCAGCUGCCUGUACAGAGCUACACGAACGCCGUGCCGAAGCUUCUGAUUGGACUCGAUAAUCUGCACCUGGCGGUUCCUCUCAAGACAAGAGAAGGGACCGGGAACGGACCAGUUGCAGUUAAAACCAGACUUGGGUGGUGCGUUUAUGGGAAGCAACAACCUGGAACAAAGGGUGGAUACAAUUUCCACAUCUGUGAAUGCACGACGAAUAAAGAUCUUCAUGAAGCCAUCAAGCAGUUCUACGAUGUGGAAGAAGCUGGAUCAGGGAAUGUUACUCUGCGUUCAAAAGAAGAGCAGCGAGCAUUGGACUUGUUGGAACAAACAACGGUUCGGGUCGGUAACAAAUUCGAAACGGCAUUACUGUGGAAGGAAGACGACUUCGAGUUACCCGAUAGCUACAGGAUGGCGUUACGCAGACUAGAAUGCCUGGAACGGAAAAUGCUACGGGAUCCAGCAUUGAAGGAUAAUGUAGUCCGACAGAUGCACGACUUCGUAAACAAAGGCUACAUCCAUAAAGCGACGAACGACGAACUCCAAGAAGCGGAUCCUCGUAGAAUUUGGUAUCUGCCGGUUGGGGUGGUGACCAAUCCCAAGAAGCCAGGGAAGACACGCAUCGUUUGGGACGCUGCGGCAAAGGUAAACGGCGUUUCAUUAAACAGUAUGCUGCUUAAAGGCCCUGAUCAAUUGGUGUCGCUGUUAGGAGUGCUGUUCCGCUUUCGGCAGUUUCAGAUCGCAGUUUGCUCGGACGUGAAGGAAAUGUUUUUGCAGAUACUGAUGCGUGCAAUCGACAAGCACUCACAACGGAUUCUAUGGCGUGUGGAUCCAGCUCAAGAUCCGGAGAUCUACUUGGUUGAUGUAGCUACGUUCGGGUCGACGUGUUCUCCAGCAUCCGCCCAAUUCAUAAAGAAUAAGAACGCAUUGGAACACAGUGGCCAGUUUCCCAGAGUGGCAGAAGGUAUACUAAAAAGUACCUACGUAGACGAUUACCUGGAUAGCUUUGGGUCGGAGGAAGAAGCUUCUCUCAUUUCCGAAGAAGUUCGUCAGAUUUUUCGCAACGGUGGAUUCGAAUUGAGAAAUUGGAUCUCAAAUAGUGAGGGCGUUCUACAGCACCUUGGAGAAAAACAAGCUGCUGCCAGAAAAAGCCUGAUAACAGCGAGCGCCAAUACUGAGCGUGUGCUCGGGAUGUUGUGGGAUCCACGGACGGAUGAACUAUCGUUCAGCACUCGAAUGAGCGAUGAAGUUCAAUCUCUUCUGGAAAGCGGAAGAAUACCAACGAAGAGACAAGUUUUACGCUGUGUAAUGACACUGUUCGACCCUUUGGGGCUAUUGGCUACGUUUUUGAUCCAUGGCAAGAUUCUUGUACAAGACUUGUGGCGAGCGGGAACAGGAUGGGACGACGAAGUCGGCGACGAUCAGUAUUCAGACUGGCGUAAGUGGGUCAAGAUGAUAUCGUACAUCGAAAACAUUCGGAUUCCUCGUUGCUAUUUCCCGGAAGCGUCAGUACGUACAUACGAGGACGCCGAACUCCACGUAUUCGUAGAUGCCAGUUCGCUAGCCUACUCUUGUGCAUUGUAUUUGCGGACCAUCAACAUCCAUGGCAUUCCUCAAUGUAGCCUGAUCGCUGCGAAAGCGAAGGUCGCGCCGCUAAAACCGAUGACUAUACCGAAGCUGGAACUACAAGGAUGUCUCCUUGGAACAAGGAUGCUGAAGUUCGUGCAAGCCAACCACUCAAUUUCCAUCACAAAACGAAUUCUAUGGACGGACAGUUCAAUUGCGCUUUCGUGGAUUCGUGCAGACCCGAGAAAUUACCGGCCAUUCGUGGCCAACCGAGUUGGAGAAAUCCUGGAGACGACGACAGCCGACGAAUGGAGAUGGGUGCCAUCGGAAUCCAACGCGGCAGAUGAAGCAACAAAGUGGGGAAGUGGACCCUACUUCAGUCGAGACAGCAAAUGGUUUAACGGGCCAGACUUCUUAGUCCUGCCGGAAGCCGAUUGGCCGAAGCCUACCAAUCCAGUGGUGGACACGUCUGAGGAGGUCCGGUCGUCAGUUUUCCUUCAUGCUACAUGGGAGUCGGUGAUUGCUUAUGAGCGAUUCUCAAAAUGGGAAAGGUUGCAGCGUAGUGUGGCUUACGUGCUACGUUUUAUAAACAACGCCAGGAAGAAAGAAGAGAAAAACAGCGGUCGGCUAACCCAGCCGGAGCUAAGUGCAGCAGAAGUUCACAUCCUAAGACAUGUCCAAAUGGAAGCCUUUCCGGAUGAAGUUGCGACGUUGCAGAACAAUCAAACCUUGACGGAAGACAAGCGGGAAACGAUCGACAGAUCGAGCAUUAUAUACCAACUAAUGCCGAUGAUGGAUAAGCAGGGGUUGAUGCGGCAGAACAGCCGAAUUGCACCAGCGAAGAAUCUCCAUUACAGCGUGCGCUUUCCAGUUAUCCUACCAAGGAAGCAUCGCUGCACAGAGCUUAUCGUCGAACAAUAUCAUCGCCUCUAUCGCCAUGCAAACUCCGAGACAGUGGUGAACGAAGUUCGUCAAGUAUACGUCAUACCGAAACUUCGAUCUGUGGUGAAAGCAGUUAGCCGAAGCUGCCAAUUCUGCAAGGUUCGUAAAGCACUUCCGACUAUACCUCCGAUGGCUCCGCUGCCCCAAGCGCGAUUAGCAAUCAGUGUUCGUCCUUUUAGCUACGUCGGAGUGGACUAUUUCGGUCCACUGCUAGUUAAACAGGGUCGCGCGAACGUAAAAAGGUGGAUUGCGCUCUUCACCUGCCUGACCGUCCGCGCUGUCCACCUCGAGGUGGCCUACAAUCUAUCAGCAGCAUCAGGUGUUGAUCGAUCGCUGCGUGAACAGAUCAACGAAGGAGUAACGGCGACCUUCACCAGCGCGAACACGAAAUGGACGUUCAUUCCGCCAAGCGCUCCGCACAUGGGCGGUGCGUGGGAGCGCCUCGUCCGCUCAGUGAAGGCAGCGAUUGGGGAUGCGUAUACCGAAGGGAAACUCAACGAUGAAGGGCUGCAUACUGUUAUCGUGGAGGCAGAGGGAAUUGUAAAUACUAGACCACUUACAUACCUACCGCUUGAUUCCGCGGAAUCCGAGGCUCUCACCCCGAACCACUUUCUGCUGGGCAGUUCCAAUGGAAUCAAGCAGCCAAGCGUGGACAUAGAGUCUCAGCAAGGAACCUCUAGGGAUUCUUGGAACCGUAUCCAGCGGAACCUGAAUCGAUUCUGGCAACGCUGGCUGAAGGAGUAUCUUCCAGUGAUCCGCAAACAGUCGAAAUGGUUUGAGGAGUCUCGAUCAGUGAAAGCCGGGGACCUCGUACUGAUAGCGGACGAAGGUAAACGGAACGGAUGGAUCCGUGGAACCGUGACGGAGUCGAUCAGGGCACCGGAUGGCCACGUGCGCCAAGCUAUAAUAAAGACUGCAGCGGGAGUUCUUCGAAGGCCGGUAUCGAAACUGGCGGUACUCGAUGUUAGGAGUGAUUGUACGGUCAACGAGACCAGUGGACCGCACCCGGGGGAGGAUGUUACCACAGGGACAUCGAGAACUGGCAACACGGUCUUCCAAAUGUCAGAUCGCGAGCUACCGAUCUAUGUGUGA
This is a messenger RNA of Aedes albopictus (Asian tiger mosquito), 4737 nucleotides long. RefSeq lists its product as uncharacterized. Gene Ontology annotation, molecular function: nucleic acid binding. Bases 1 to 4737 code for a protein of 1578 amino acids. The record is from RefSeq and is a predicted model, not a curated record. The transcript is spliced from 2 exons. Lineage: Eukaryota; Metazoa; Arthropoda; Insecta; Diptera; Culicidae.